This is a messenger RNA of Micropterus dolomieu (smallmouth bass), 1221 nucleotides long. RefSeq names its product extensin-like. The transcript is spliced from 4 exons. Lineage: Eukaryota; Metazoa; Chordata; Actinopteri; Centrarchiformes; Centrarchidae. The record is from RefSeq and is a predicted model, not a curated record. The coding region runs from base 95 to 1024 and encodes 309 amino acids.
AUGGAAAAUUAUUUAUUAUGCAUUUGUGAAUAAAAGCAGUGAUAUAAGGCAGAAUGCAAAAUAAUUGGAGUUAUGCGUGAUAUUGAUAUUGCAGAUGUGGAGGAUGAUUUCCCCAGUGUCCUUGUUGAGGGCGCUAUGCUGCUUGCUGUUGAUGCCAGGUUUGCAGGAAGCAACAUCUCUGGUGAAAGUGAAGAAUCCCAGAGGAAAUCCUUUUAGCAUUGGCUCGGCUCAGGCACAUGAUUUCUUGACUAAUUCUCGACCUAAGAGGAAUGUUGACCCAAAGUGGUACAGAGGCACUCCUGAUUUUCAGUCUUACUACCGCUUCUACAACAGUAUUGGACACAUUGAAGGACUCUAUGAGAUUGACAGGAUCCGGAUGUUGUAUCAGCAGAUGCGUCACUUGGAGGUGACCUAUGGCCCAGAUGCCUCCACUUACCAAAAUGUCAUGGGGGUACUGACUACCACUGCAGCGCCAACUACUACCACUCAGCCUCCUCCACCGCCCACCACUCCUGCUCCUACACCAGAUCCUCUGGAGAAGGCUCAGAGGGUGUAUCUGUGUAACCCCAAAGAUCCACUGUGCAAACCUCAGAUCGUCUACCUGCCAACAGGGGCUGUUCCAGUGCUGUGUGACCCACGACUCAACCCCGCCUGCAGGACGAAAACAGAGGAAGAGAUAAAAGCUGCUGCUCCUCCCCAACCACCCCCAGCUCCUGCUGCUCCCAAAAUGUCUGUCCCACCUCCCCCUCCCACCAUCACUAUUAAAGGUAUGGAGUAUGACUGUGACCCAUACUGGGACCCUGACUGCCUCAUUGAUCACCCUCCCCACCCUAUCCAGGAAACAUCCGAACCAGACACACCUGCUGAAGAGAAAGAAAUGAAACAGGAAGUAGCAAAAGCUGAGCAAAGUGUCCCAGCAGCACCAGCCACCCAGAAAACCCCAGACCAUUACUUUGACCCUUAUGAUUUCAAACGUGACCUUUAUGACCCCUUUCUUUAUGCCCAUCCAGCUCCCGAGCAGUGAAAACAAAGUGCUUAAGAAACAGUAGCUUUCUAUGCAGGGCAAAAUAAAUCCACAAGACAGAGGCAGCACUGUCAGUGAAUCUACAUUAAGAACAAAGAGCAAAAUUAAAAUCAUGCAAAUCAUCAAAUGUGAAAUGUAAACAAUCCUUUUAUGACGAACCACACUAUGACUUUGCUGUUGUUUGUAUGGGUGUUUAU